AUGAUCAUCAUUAGCAGUCUAGCGAACAUUACACGGCAGUGGAUCCAGUCGUGUCUGAUGAAGAAUGGCACACUGCUGGGGCUCUUGGGUGCCGAGACCCUAUUCUCGAACCUUUCACUACUAGUCUCACGUGAGUUUUGGGUGGCCGUACGCUACUGCCUCUCUGCGCUGCGAGGUGGUGCUAGUAGGAGGGGUGAGUUGGCGGGUAAAGCUGAGCUUUCCAGUGAGCAGCAGCGAUUAAGAAGGCAGCUUACUACCUCUCUUGGCCUUUUUCUUC
Morchella sextelata is the source of this 277-nucleotide messenger RNA. RefSeq lists its product as uncharacterized. The record is from RefSeq and is a predicted model, not a curated record. NCBI's taxonomy places the organism in Eukaryota, Fungi, Ascomycota, Pezizomycetes, Pezizales, Morchellaceae. The transcript has a single exon. The annotation marks the transcript as partial.